CAAAAGGAUAGUGAGGAGUCCAAUGUAAAGAGAUAGCUGGCAGCUUACUUGUAAUAGCCUACAUUUGUUCUGUUUUCGGCGCUGCAGAAGCUUUUGGAGCGUUAUUCUCAUUAUUAAUUACACAUAAAGCAGGAGGCGUCUGUUUGCAUUUAGUUGUAUUUUCUGUGUUGAGAGGACGAUGCCUUUGAGGACCGGACUUUUUCUCCUGAUGGUGCUGAACGCAUCUGCAUAUGAACUGGAUCAAAACGAGUCUUAUUCGCCCAGGAGAGCACGCUUUUCUGCCAAUAGCCCUUCAGAUGUGGCACGCUGUCUCAACAGUGCCCUCCAAGUUGGCUGCGGAGCCUUCGCCUGCCUGGAAAACUCAACUUGUGACACAGAUGGCAUGCAUGACAUCUGCAAGUCCUUCCUAUAUAGUGCUGCUAAAUUUGACACUCAGGGUAAAGCAUUUGUGAAGGAGAGCCUUAAGUGCAUUGCCAAUGGCAUCACCUCGAAGGCAUUCCCCACCAUCCGCCGCUGCUCCACCUUCCAAAGAAUGAUAUCUGAAGUCCAAGAGGAGUGUUACAGCAAGCUGGAUAUCUGCACUGUUGCCCGAUCGAAUCCAGAUGCUAUUGGUGAAGUGGCACAGCUACCAAGUCACUUCCCCAAUAGGUUUUAUGGUAAGCUGCUACAGAGCCUGAUGGACUGUGAUGAGGACACGGUGGACCGCGUUCGGACCAGCAUGGUGUCGCGGCUGGGCCCAGAGAUGACCAUGCUUAUUCAGCUGCUGCAGAACAAGCCCUGCCCAUCCACUGCUGUGGCUGCAGCUGCCGCCAUCCCAACUGGAGUGGAGGGCCGUGGGAGCUGGCGCUGGUCCAUGGGUCCCCAUAUGUACAAGAUCCAGCCUAAUCUGCGAAACAGAGACUCUGCCAGUCAUUUUGGCAAAAAGCGCUCUGCCAGUGACAGCUCCUAACUUCCACUCAGAUUCAGAAACUCCACACACUCCUCAAAACAUCACGAAAGCUCCUCUAUUCCCUAGGGGUGAUAAAAUACAUUCCUCCGCUAGACUGGAAGUUACAGAAAUAUGCACCUCUAGGGAAUGCCGGAACGCCCAUAGAGUUGAUAUCAGAGUUUGAUUGUUGUUAUAUUGUAUAUCCUACACUUUAGGCUUGAGAGAACCCCCCCUUCCAUCAACUGUUUUCAAACGUGUCCACUCACAGUUAGUGUUGAACAUGUGGCUGUUGCAUCUGUGCAACAUGGUCCUGCUCACUCCUCUUCACCUCCUCCAACAGAGAUGAAUCCCUAAGAUGUCUUUUGAUGCCAAGCCAAAAAAAAACAAAAAAAAAAACAAAACAGCCAUAGUGGUUCACGCCUCUAGAGCAGCUUUUAAAGUCCGUACUUUAAAAGACAAAAACACAAUCUCAUAAUCCUGACAUUUGUUCAUGAAUAGAAAUCAGUAGUUGGAUUAUUAUUAGUUCAUUGAUAGGAAUGGGAAAUUAUUGGUAGAUGUAUCUAAUAUUUCAGCGAUGAGAGCAGUCAAAUUGUGAGCAUGAGAUGUGGAAAUGAGUUUCAUAUCUAUUUUCUGACACUAACAUAACAGAUAAAUGUACUGUAUACCAAGUUAUCUGAGAGAGCCAUAGCCAGCCCUCUAAAAGAGAGUGCUCACACGGAGUGAGGUCUGUAGAGGUUUCAUGAUAACCUUUGAGAGCUUACCUUAAACUGACCAAAAAAACUACAAACUGCCCUGAAUGCUAUUCAUGAAAUACCAAAAUAGUGUAUAUCUAUAGCACUUAUAAUUGUUUUGGGUUUUUUUCUGAUGGCAGAUGUCGCCAUGGUCAUGUGUUUCAAAUCAUCAUCCUGCACAUAAGGAUUGUCCAGGUCAUGGCCAAGUCUAACUAUCAGAAAAAGUCAAUUUUGCAUAUCUUGUAUCCAGACACUUGUAAUGCAUAUGACUGUUGAGGUCCACAGCAUACGUGGGACCAUUUCUAGUGGAAUCUGCAUCCAUGUUCUUAACUGAGCGUGAAGCAGUAGUGUAUGUGCAGUAGCUGAUUAGCACGUUCACCGAUGAGACUGAGAGCAGCCAUCUUGUUGGACUGAUGAUCAUCAUUCUCUGAGGUGAAUAACGUGACAUACACACUGGCUUCCAGUGUCAAGAUUGAGAAUGACUAUUUAAAAAAGCCUUGUUGGAAUGAUAUUUAUUUUCCUACUAUAUUAUUUAAUGUUUUUUUAUGCAUUAUUGUAGUUUUAAUUAGUUUACAGAUUUAAAAAAACAGUUCAGUCAUGGCUCCUAUUUGAACAUGAGCUCUAUGCCAAAAAAGUGAGCUGACACUCUGGUGACUGAAUGGGACCCAUGUCAUGACUCUGUGCUGGCCAUAGGGGAACAAGGUUGGUCAUUCAAGUCAGGUGAUCUACUUUAUGGGUGUUACAAGGGACCACAACAAAACAAUAGCUUAAUUUUGACACACUUUCUGGUUGAAAAAAAGGUUGUCAUUGCAGCUGCUAGAUGCACUUGUUCAGUGCACAUUAUUGAAGAUUGACCAGGUAUAAUGACAGUAAAACAAACACCAGUAUCAAGCACCCUCAUUGGGAAGUUUUUUUGAUGGUUCUGCAGUAGUUAAUAUAGGUUGAAAUUAAUUUUCCUUAAAGCUGGAGUGUGGAACUUUUGCCCUUCUGGCAGUGAGAGCAAUUACACAAACACUGUCGACGCAUGCCUACAGUGAGCUAGCCCCAGGCUUUUGUUCAGAAAUAGUUACAAAAAUACAGAAAAAUGUCC
Siniperca chuatsi (mandarin fish) is the source of this 2749-nucleotide messenger RNA. It is a transcript of the gene stc1, whose product is annotated as stanniocalcin 1. Gene Ontology annotation, molecular function: hormone activity. Lineage: Eukaryota; Metazoa; Chordata; Actinopteri; Centrarchiformes; Sinipercidae. Bases 179 to 949 code for a protein of 256 amino acids. Gene Ontology annotation, biological process: intracellular calcium ion homeostasis. Gene Ontology annotation, cellular component: extracellular region. The record is from RefSeq and is a predicted model, not a curated record. The transcript has 4 exons.